Molecule: messenger RNA, 1497 nt
Organism: Ilex paraguariensis (yerba mate)
Lineage: Eukaryota; Viridiplantae; Streptophyta; Magnoliopsida; Aquifoliales; Aquifoliaceae
Source: the annotation of a GenBank genome assembly
AUGCAGAUUCUAGAUGAAAUGCCUGUCUUUUACAAUCUGAGUGCCGUUGAAAAGCGUGAAGUCUUAGCCGUCAUUUUGCAAAUAGUACGCAAUCUGGAUGAUGCAUCACUUGUCAAGGCGUGGCAGCAAAGCAUUGCUCGUACCAGAUUAUUUUUUAAACUUUUGGAGGAAUGCUUAAUUCUCUUCGAGCACACUAAACCUUCUGAUAGCAUGCUUCUGGGCUGUAGUUCUCGCAGUCCAGUUGGGGACGGACCUGCUUCCCCGAGGUAUUCUGAUAGGCUUUCUCCUGCAAUUAAUCAUUAUCUUUCUGAGGCAUCGCGGCAAGAAGUCAGACCUCAGGGAACACCUGAGAAUGGGUAUUUGUGGCAGAGGGUCAAUUCCCAGCUAAGCUCCCCUAGCCAGCCAUAUUCCUUAAGGGAAGCUCUUGCUCAGGCGCAAUCUUCCAGAAUUGGAGCUUCAACCCAAGCACUGCGGGAAUCUUUGCACCCAAUAUUGAGGCAGAAGCUGGAGCUUUGGGAAGAAAACCUGAGUGCUGCUGUCAGUCUUCAAGUUUUGGAAAUCAUAGGGAAAUUUUCCCGGACUGCAGCAUCCCACAGCAUUGCAACUGAUUAUGGAAAACUUGAUUGCAUCACUUCUAUCUUUAUGAGCUUCUUCUCACGAAAUCAGCCACUUGCUUUCUGGAAAGCUAUGUUCCCGGUGUUCAACAGUGUAUUUGAGCUUCAUGGAGCAACAUUAAUGGCAAGGGAGAAUGACCGUUUCUUAAAGCAAAUUGCUUUCCAUCUUCUUCGUCUCGCAGUUUUUAGGAAUGACAAUAUGAGGAAAAGGGCUGUUGUUGGGCUCCAGAUACUUGUUCGGACAGCGAGGUUAAGGGUCAUGUUGAUUAUUACAUUGUCAGAGUUGAUGUCUGACGUUCAAGUAACACAGAUGAAAUCUGAUGGGACACUUGAAGAAAGUGGAGAAGCACGUCGACUUCGGAAAUCUUUGGAGGAAAUGGCAGAUGAAUCCAAGAGUGGCAACUUGUUGAACGAGUGUGGACUUCCAGAGGAUGCACUUAUUGCCAUUCCAGAAACAUUGGCGGAGAACCGGUGGUCCUGGUCAGAGGUGAAUUUUCUCUCUGUCAGUCUUCUUCUGGCUCUUGAUGCUAGCCUGGAACAUGCACUUCUGGGAUCUGUUAUGACCAUGGAUAGAUAUGCUGCUGCAGAGAGCUUCUAUAAACUUGCGAUGGCGUUUGCUCCUGUUCCAGAUUUACACAUAAUGUGGUUAUUGCAUUUAUGCGAUGCCCAUCAGGAGAUGCAGUCUUGGGCUGAAGCUGCCGAGUGCGCUGUUGCUGUUGCUGGUGUAGUGAUGCAGCCCCCAGAUAGCCUGGACUUGCCAACAAACUGUCACUGUGCUGUAAUUGGCUUGAUUCUUUUUCUUCUUCCGCCUCAUAGUUUAUUUUCUUUUGUUUCAUCAUCAUAUGUAAAAUCCAAAAGCCACAGUCAGGAAUUCAUCUCCUAG